AUGCUCGUGCCGCCGCCGAAUUUCGGAAUGGUUGAGGAGAGCUUGUACCGCUCUGGCCAGCCCGACCAGCUAAACUUUCCGUUUCUGGAGAAACUUAGUCUGAAAUCCGUAAUAUGGCUUGCGCCAGAGGAGCCGGAAGUUGGCGCUUUGCUGGUCCCAAAGUUCGUGUAA
Malassezia vespertilionis is the source of this 171-nucleotide messenger RNA. It is a transcript of the gene OCA1, whose product is annotated as protein-tyrosine-phosphatase. Gene Ontology annotation, molecular function: phosphatase activity. The record is from RefSeq and is a predicted model, not a curated record. The transcript is spliced from 2 exons. The coding region runs from base 1 to 171 and encodes 56 amino acids. NCBI's taxonomy places the organism in Eukaryota, Fungi, Basidiomycota, Malasseziomycetes, Malasseziales, Malasseziaceae.